GCGCAGAGCGACGCGCGGCUGCUGUGCGUAGGCGCUAGACUCAAGCUGAGUGACAGAGAGGACAAACGCGAUUUGUCAUUCGUGCGGAAUUUAACGUUUUUGUUGGCCUAUUAACGGAAAUGAUGGUGUCGAUGUGGAUAUUCCAUUAUUCCAGGAUGUCGGCACACGAGCUUUGAAUCGAAGACAUCAAACUAAUGAGUUAUGUUGAGAUUCUGAGAUAAUUCUUUCCACAAUUUUCAUGUAUCGGUCGUUCAGCAGUUGACGGAAAGAUGGUUCAGCAGUACAAAUCUCCGGUGAGGGUGUACAAACACCCGUUCGAGCUCGUUAUGGCGGCAUACCAGAAGCGGUUCCCCACUUGCAAGAUGAUACCAAUCUUCUUGGGCAGUGAGAUUCUGUCAGAGUACAAGAGCGAAGAUGGAGCCGUACACGUUGUAGAGAGACGCUGCAAACUCAACAUGGACGCCCCCUACCUGCUGAAAAAGAUCGUGGGCGUGGAUUUCAUCUACUUCAUCCAGAAAAACUCACUGAAUUGGCGUGACAGGACGCUGAAAAUAGAGGCUUACAAUGAGAGUUUCUCCUCGAGAAUCACGGUCAUUGAAGGCUGCACAUACUUUAUUCAUCCAGAGAACCCAGACUGGACGUGCUUUGAACAGACGGCUAGCCUGGAGGUCAAGUCCUUCUUUGGGUUUGAAAACACCGUGGAGAAGAUGGCAGUCAAGCAGUACGCCGCCAGUCUCAAGAAGGGCAAAGAGAUCUUGUUGUAUUACAUCAAUGAGCUCCUAGAGGAAGGAUACCAACCUACUCCGACAUGGGCGGAACUCCACAAGGAUGACCCCACCAAGACAACCUCUGAGUCCCCGUCGCCUGAGCCAGAGGAGACCGAGGACAACCGAGAAGCCAAGAAGAGGCUGACCCAGGAGGCAGCGCAGGGCAACAGUAUGAGCAGCAGGCAUGGCGAGGCGCAUCACCACGGCAGCCACCACCACCACCAUCACCACCACCGGCACCGCCCCCACGGCGGUGAGGGGACAGGGGAGACACCCUCCACCUCAAGGGGCAGGCAGAGCAGUUUCAAGGAGAACCCGCGGAGGAAGCGUCUGGCCUCCAGCGCCAUGGAGAAGGGUGCUGUUGGUGGAAUGGGGUCAGAGGAAGAGGUAUCCAAGGUUGACGAGGAUUACAUUAAGCAAUACUUAGGACCGCUUACUCUGGUGCAGGAGAGCAGACUGAUCGAACUCAGAGAAUGGCUGAAUGAAACGCACAAAGGAAAGAUGCCCAAGGACAUGCACCUGCUGCGCUUCCUACGAGCACGGGACUUCAACACAGAGAAGGCCCAUGAAAUGAUCACCGAGUCCCUGGCCUGGCGUAAACAACAUCAGGUGGAUAAGAUCCUGAGCACCUGGGAACCCCCGGAGAUCCUCACCAGAUUCUUUGCCGGGGGAUGGCAUCACUACGACAGCGAGGGCCGACCUCUGUACAUUGUUCGCCUGGGUCAGAUGGAUGUCAAAGGAUUAAUCAAAGCGGCUGGAGAAGAGGCUAUUCUAAGACAUGUCUUAUCCAUCAACGAGGAAGGGCUGAGAAGAACCGAGGAGGCCACCAAGAAGGCCGGCCACCCCAUCAGCUCCUGGACCUGCCUGGUGGACUGCGAGGGCCUGUCCAUGCGUCACUUGUGGCGCCCAGGUGUCAAGGCCCUGCUGCGCAUGAUCGAGGUGGUGGAGGCCAACUACCCAGAGACCAUGGGCAAGCUGCUGAUCGUCCGGGCGCCCCGGGUCUUCCCCGUCAUCUGGACCCUGGUCUCGCCCUUCAUCGACGAGAACACUCGACAGAAGUUCCUGAUCUACGGUGGCAAGAACUACAUGGAGAGCAUCGGGGGCUUGCCAGAGCACAUCGACUCAAACUUCAUCCCGGACUUCCUUGGUGGGGAGUGCUAUUGCGAUAUUCCAGAGGGGGGUCUUAUCCCUAAGACGUGUUACCGCUCCAUGGAAGAUCUCCAGAACCCAGACGAACUACCUCUCUGCUCCGAGACUAUUUACAAAUCAGCCACAGUACAGAAAGGCCUACCUCAAGAGGUGAUGAUUCACAUCACGGACGCCCACCAAGUACUGACCUGGGAUUUUGACAUUCUGCGCGGCGACGUCGUCUUCUCCGUCUUGAUGACCAGGCGACCUUUAACCCCUCACAAGGAGCCCAUGGGUCCGAUGGGGCCGGCCAACUCGGUGUACAUUGACAAGUCACAUGUGUGCGGUGUGGACUACAGGCAGGUGGAGCUGCCGCUGGUCUGCAAGGCUGGAGCCAGCAUCCAGGGUUCGCAUGUAUGCCAGAUGCCCGGCUGGUAUAUCUUACAGUUCAAGUUCUACAGCAGCUCCAGCCAGUCCAAGAUGGACCAGGCCAAGGUGCACCAUCACCACCACAAGUCCAAGAUCAUGUACUACUACGAAGUCUUGUCCCAUGAAGAUUUCAGGGGUUCGAUGAGCAGUCUGAAAUCAUGCCACAGUGGGUUCUCAGCUCUCAGUAUCAGCAGUACAGGGUCCAGCAAAGCUAGCGGUUCCAGCUCCCAGGUGUCACGAUGACAGUCACAUCGCCAUGAUUCUUAGCUCUCAGUGACGCUGACCAAUCCAGUCAGCAAAUUUUGAAAAGAAACAGAAAACUUAGAGGAUCUGGUAAAGGAUGGCGUCUGAAACAUGCACACACACAGACUCUCUCUCCAAGGUUGUGAUUUGGGAAUGAUGUCCCCUUUUUUGCAUGCAAGGUAGCUGCAUCUGCCAGCCUCACCCCUUCCCCUGGAUUUAGAAUGUCCGUCGAUUAGAUUUCACAUGCUGCACCACGUUUCCCCUGGAUUAGGAAUGCUGCAACAAUGAACUUUCAAUCACAAACCCCUGUAAUGUAGCAAACAGUUAUUGGUGGAUAGCAUCCUGUGUGAGCUGGUGGCUUUCCAGAGGAUUACAAAGACAAGACUAUCAAGAUACUUGGACAAGUGAUGACACCAUUCGAGUGGCUUGUUUGACAAUCAGCACAUCAUCCAGUGUUCUAAUCUGUGUUUCCACUGGACCAAGGUUGCUGUCAGCCACAAUCAUCCAUACAACUUCUCCAUUCCACUUCUGGUUUGAAAAACGGGGCAGUGCUGCUUAUAGCCAUGUCGAGUUGAUCAGGUUCUGCGGCUGUGACAUUUGUUUUAUCCUCCCCCCCCCCGCCAUUUACAAGCUGCUGUGACUAUCCAUAGCCAUAAUGAAAAAAAUACUUGAUGUGGCUUGGGCCUGCAGAUCAACAUGUCUUGUACCCAGCCUUCCUACUUUGCUGCCACAUAAACUUGUGCUGCUUAGCUGGGAGGUGCUGCCAGAAGAAACAGUAGCACGGAGUGUUGUUUUGUUGGUUCCUUUCCACACCCGAUUUUGUCGCAAUAUCUAUAUAUACACCUUUGUGCAGUGUACAUACCCAUAUUGGUUAGUUCUCAGGGGCUUACUUUGUAUCGCAAAUACUUACAAAGAAAGUAAUCAUGAACCGUGUGAUCCUUGUUCGUUCUCCGUCAUGUGCGUCCUGUCUUGUUUUGUUGUGGUUUGUUUUGUUUUGAGGGCACUGCUGUGCUUAUUUUUGAUAUUUUUACCUGCCUCUAAUGAAUUGCAGUCAGCAGUUUUAUAUUUGAGGUUGUGUUGUGUACAAUAAUCUAUUAUUCAUCAUGCCGUACACAUAAGACACCUCACUGGAGAUUUCGGUUCUCGGUCCUGUCACUUUCAUAUUUGGCUUUUGCUCCUUGCCAACUUGUGAAUUUGACACUGGCGACUUCUGGACUUAGGGAUGAUAAUGUAUGUACGUCUAGCAAGCAUUGGAAACAAUGACAGUGACAACAGUGACAAUUAAGAUCAAGAAAUUGAUUCCUAAUCAGUUGUAGGUUGACCGAGACCUCACGAGUCUGUGCUAUCUGUGAUUGUUGACAGUUUCAAUUCUUGACCAGCUAAUGAUUGCCCAUCCAUGAAGAUAUUUAGGGUUACUCAAAGAUGGUUUGAGCAAUCAUUUGCUGACCAGGUAGCCUAACUCUGUGCUGUACAUUUCAUGUUUUUCAUUUGUAUGAAAGGAUGUGUUUUUUCAUCGUUAGUCAAAUUUUCUGUGCGGACACAUUCUUUGGAAUGCCUGUCAGAGAAAUAUACAGCAAAUGAAAUCAUAUUUGAUGCCUUCUAAAUGUGGUUUGUUGUGUAAAUCUGUGUUAGUUGUUAGUCAACAAAAAUAUUUUGUCGAGAAAUUGUGGCACCUGAUCGCCUUGCAUGCAGAGUGGACAGUCUGAAUCAUUUUACCAAUCACAGUCAUGCAGAUUUCGUGCAUAUAUGAUUUUGCAAAGAGCUAAGUUUCAUGGCGGGUGACGGCAGGCAAACGAGGGAAGCUGCCGUCACCGUGAUUCCGUUUCAGUCCAAGGAAACACUGGAGGGCAUUUGAUACAAAUACUUACCUGGGAAGCAAUGGGAGAGGGUCUGCUGUUCCAUUGAUGGCCCCAGGCCUGCCGGGAAGUUUAUGAAUGCGUAUAACUCACUUGGCCAUAAUUUCAGUGGAUAUCAGUCUUGCCUUGUUGCUGGUUCAUACUUCAGGUAAACAAAAGCGAAGUGAAUUAGACAUCAAACAACAUUUGCAGUGCAAUUCUUGAGUUGAAAUGUGUCAAACUUUUGGGAAUUUGCAGCACAAAUUUUAAUCUGAUGUCACAAUGUCACUUUCGUGUUUGCUUCAUAUAUGAACUGGCCUUCAAUCAAGCUUUGCCAUUGUUUCACUGUUUUCGAGUUCCAGGAUUGGAUUUUUGGUCAAGUUACUUGUUCUGAAUGCCCUCCAGUGUUCAUCAGAUUUAAUCUCUCGAAAUUGUACAUGAUUCCAACUUAUUUGCUCUCUCUUUUUCUUGGUGUUUUUUGGUUUCACUUGUUAAAGGUAUUAAGCCCAUCUGUCUUCCAUCAAUGUGUUGAGAAUAGUAAUUGUGGGAUUAAGGCAGUAUAUUGAAGUACAUCACUGGAAUUAAUAUAUAAUGAUGUGCUGAUCAUACGUACGGAUGAGUUUAUUGUUUUGUAUUUUGUUCAAGAUGACAUUUUGCACACAGUUUUUUUAUUCCCACCGUGAGUGUUCUGUGGCCAGAGAUUAUUUACGGAGUUGUGAAAGAUUGGAGUUAGUCUGACUGAUACAGUACUGUUUUCUUACAUAAUUUACUGUAAACUGUGUCAUCUGGAAUAAUUUUAUCUGAUUGUGGUUGACUGUGCUCAACAAAAUUAGCCUCCAGGUCAUCCCUUGCCAAAGGUUGUGGCUGGGUCAUUGACAAACUCAUUUUUGGGGGGCCACAAGGUAACGCGCUUCAGUUACAAUGUCAUAAUAGGCACAAUGUUCACUUUUUACCACUGGCCAUUGAGCACUGAGGUUUUGACGCUGUAAGUUGACAGGUGGAUAUUUAACAGCUCUUUUCAUUGGGUUGCACCGGUCAUUGUGUGUCUCCUGUCAACUUGUCUGGUCAGUUUGGGCAGUUUUUUCUUUUAAUUUUUGUGGAGAUUGUCCCUCAACCUGUGACUAGUGCGCCAUUGAACUGCUUCAGUCUGUGCAGAAGUACACUAGAUAAAUUUUCAGUAGCUUUCUUGGUACACCUUUUGGACUAUUUGUGAUGUACAUGCAUAUCAUAGGUGUGUGACUCUUAUAGAAAGUGUUUGAUAUUUGUGUAAUACAUUGUAAGUUUUUCGUUCAACUUAAAGCAUUAAGACACCAUGUACACAUUAGGCUGGUCUGUGCACACUAGUUACACAUGUACAUGUACAAUGCGCAUGUUCUGCUGACCAGCUCAAGUUUGAUUAAAGGUGGUUGUAGUUCAUAUACACACUCGAUUUAGUCAGUUCAUAAGCUUUUUGUUUGUGGUAGUGGGCAGGCAUGAACAUUUUUUAAGCCUGUUGCUGGUGGAUGUUGUUAGAAUAGUGCCAAAUUGACCUACCGUUUAUAUACAGGUACCACUAAAUGUUUGUUCAAUUUUGUAAACACCGGCGUAACAAACUAUGGAAAAUAAGCUGAAACAAGAAAGCCAUAUAUGCAAAUAAUUUGUCUCAUUUGCAUAUUGCAAAGCAGAUAGUGUCAACCAUUUCUUGUAGUUGUACAAAGUUGCACUUCUUGUAAACGAGGGUGUAAUCUAACUUAUUUAGGGCACUUGAAACCUAAUGAAAUUGGGUUGUGGCGGGAAAUACCCGUGUUGUUUAAAAUUGUUGUCAGAAAUGCAGCAGCAGGGUUUGAUUUCGCUGAAGGCACUUCUUUUUCUCUCAGACUAACUUGCAACUAAUGAACAGUUCUACAAACAUGCAUUGUUGUGUUUAAUAUAUGUAAAGAAAUUGGAUGAUUUAGAUGUCUCGUAAAUAGGAACUAUUAUUUUUUUUCUGUGAAUUUAGGAAGAUAAAAUCAAGGAGUUUAUGGAAAUGAAUUAGUGUUAAAGGGCUGCAGUCUAUUUAGGUUUUGGUAUCAUUGUAAGAAAACUCAUUUAAAAAGCAAAUUUAAUAUAUAACUACACCUAGCAAGCUCCCUAUGAAGUUAUGCAUUGAUACAUGUAUUUUUUUCUGUUGUUUUCAGUAGUAACAUUUCAAAACUUGCAUAAAGACAUUUACAUAUAUGUAAAAGGUCACAUAUUUUAUUACAAAAGUGUUUCAUUUUGGCUCAGAACUAGUUUACGAAAUUUCAGAAUGUAGGAGUUUUUUUUUUUUAUUCCAGUCACGUUUUGUUUGUUUUUGCAUAAUGUCCCUGAAAAGCAAGAAACACAGGUGUUUCUGAUUAGUGUCUUAGAAGUUGGAUGCAUUACAUGGUGUAAUUAAGUGGCAUCAAUAGCAUAUUGUGGAGGGAAUGACUAGAGGUAAAGGCACAUCUUCAAGAAGUGAGGGUGCACUGCACUGUCUGGGCCAUUCGAUCAGUGUUUGCCCGGUUCCCCAGGGGUAUGUUUGCGUGUGUUUGUCACCAUGCAAAAUGAACCAGUCAUCAACAAAUGGGUGUAGAUCGAACUUGGCUCUAGAUUCCUUUUCGGGGGUCCCACAUCCCCAGUGCCGUUGGGUUUAAUUUGAAAGAUUUGAAGUAUGCUUGUUACUACAGGGAGAUUGGCCUCGUGCGGAUGGGACUCUGCAGCAGGUCUCAUUUCUACAUUUUAAUCACCCUCAUACAACAGAAAUAGUUUGUGAGACUAUGAUGCUGGUUGUCAUAGCAACAGCCUUCAAUUAAAAAAUGAAUUUUAAGCACUGGGGGGAUGGUUGUCCUGUAAAACAUAUCUUGGUUUCUUGAAAGACCCUUCCGUGGUUUAUCAAUUUUGUCACUCGGCCUUAAUUAUCAGCAUGGUUCCAUGUAAUGUCUGUGACCUUUGACAUCAGAAACAAGCAGAAACAUUCAUUUACUUCUGUAUGUCAAGUCAUGUCAAAUCGUAUCAAAAUGAGGUACGAGUUCUACUGGAAAAUAAAUAUAUAUACAGUAUAUAUACGCACAGGCUGCGGGCAGCCUGCCUUGGUUAAAAACUUGUAUUCAUAGACAGAAAAAGUAUGCUAAUAAGAUGUUGACUCAUUAUCAUUCGUGGAGGUCGGCCAAUAGCAGUACAGAGUUCAGUGCUCUCCUUAAUCAUGGGAGUUUCUGAAAGGUAGUAUACAGAUCAGGAUGUUCGGUGGUGUUUAGAUGAAGUUGAAAUGUCAGAUUAAGAGAGAGAAAUUAGUACUGAUGAUACCAUUCACUUGUCCAACUUACAUGAAGGCCGUGUCCGAAAAGGGCUUCCAGAGCUACGGCUAGGUCUAUUGUCUACGCGUCUCCAUGCUUUUCAAAUGGAGCGAAGACCUAGACCUAGCUCUCGACAAGAGAUUCGGAUACAGCCUAACAUUUAAGUGUCAUGUAAAUUCACUCAUGUUAGGAGCUGUUUCAUUAGUCAAAACAGAGGUUCGUCUCACAGGUAAAAUGAUCAUCUGAAAAUGAGAAAUGUCAAUUUUUUCCUUUUAUCAAGAAAAGCUUGUUUAUUGAUAGCUCAACGAGUAGAUUUCUUGUCUGGAAAUCAAAAUAUCAAUAAAACUGCCAUGGGAACCUUUCAUAAUCGGUUGUACAUGUAUCUGAAUAACACACAAUUGUCAUAGAAUACCUGUAUUGCAAAACUUACAUACAACAUGCAACCGGAUAGACCUUUUAAAGUGAUGGUGUAUUUAUUAAAAAAAAAAAAAAAAGACAAAAAGAAAUAGAUAAAGUUUACAAUUUUUUUCAUGGUACAGAUCACUUGUAAUUGGUCACUGAUUGUCAACAGUGACAGAUAUCCAGGACUUGGAAUGGGGUGUAUCUUGUCACUAAAUGCACACUUUAUGGGUAUACAUUCAGAAAGCUCAUGAUAUUUAGAGUUUCCAGUAUAAUAUUUAGUGUAUUUGACUUAGUGAGAGAGCUGGGUAACGUGUUUUGCCAAAAAAGUCUUUUUUUGGCUUUUCUUGGAUGAUACAACUUUAAUGAGGCCAAGAAACUUUCUGUGUUUCGUCAUCAGAAAAUUUAGGUUGCAGGUAGUUUGGUGUAUACCUCAAUUCAAACUAAAAAUUGAAAAAGGGACACGUGUUUAAAUCUGUUCAUUUGGAAUUAUGCCAAGUAUAAUUCUUUGAAUAUAGAGGCUGUUUCAUUGAUCUCCCUAUUUUGUAUGUAUUAGCAUAAGCAAAAAGUCUUGACAGUUUUGGGGGAUACGUAUUUAGGAACGGUUUCCAUUCACAUAGUGUGUGUUUUACUUCAGAAUCUGUGGAUGCAGAUAUCUGCAUUGGGUUUUAAACCAGACCUUUGAAAUAGUCGCAAGAAACUUCUUGAAAUCAAGUUUGCUUUGUGUACAGUACAGAAUUUUUUGGUCUUAAAUGUGAUCUAGGUACGGUAUCAUUGUGGUGAAUCAUGGUGGCACGGGAUGUCCAGUAAUUGAAAGUAGAUACUUUUUUGAUAGAUCUAUGCAAUGUAAUAAAAGUCAGAAGGAAAAGUUAA
Molecule: messenger RNA, 8946 nt
Organism: Acanthaster planci (crown-of-thorns starfish)
Lineage: Eukaryota; Metazoa; Echinodermata; Asteroidea; Valvatida; Acanthasteridae
Product: SEC14-like protein 1
Cellular component (GO): cytoplasm
Source: RefSeq, a predicted model, not a curated record